Messenger RNA from Panonychus citri (citrus red mite), 1668 nucleotides. RefSeq names its product 40S ribosomal protein S6-like. Lineage: Eukaryota; Metazoa; Arthropoda; Arachnida; Trombidiformes; Tetranychidae. The record is from RefSeq and is a predicted model, not a curated record. Gene Ontology annotation, cellular component: ribosome. Gene Ontology annotation, biological process: translation. Gene Ontology annotation, molecular function: structural constituent of ribosome.
UUCCGUUUCCGAAACAUUAGUUUAAGUGUGUUUAUGUUGUGCUUAUGUAUUAAAUUAAUUCUGUUUCACUCUUUCCUUAGUUGGAUUUAAUUUAAUUUAAUUUAAUUUGGUUAUUGUGUUUUAGACUAAUUAAAAAAGGAAUUUAACAAUAUGAAGCUUAAUAUCUCUUAUCCGGCAACUGGUUGCCAGAAAUUAUUUGAUAUCGAUGAUGAAAUGAAAACUAGAAUUUUCUAUGAUAAGCGUAUGGGUCAAGAAGUUGAUGCAUCAACCAUUGGCCCCGAAUGGAAAGGUUAUAUCCUUAAAGUUAGUGGUGGAAACGACAAGCAAGGUUUCCCGAUGAAACAAGGAGUUCUUACUAAUCAAAGAGUAAGACUUUUAUUGGCUACUGGACACUCCUGUUAUCGACCAAGACGAACAGGUGAAAGGAAACGAAAAUCUGUUCGUGGAUGUAUUGUCGACAGUAACUUAAGUGUCCUUGCUUGUGUUAUUGUUCAAAAAGGUGAACAAGAUAUUCCUGGUUUAACAGACAAGACUCUUCCUCGUCGAUUGGGUCCUAAGCGAGCCAACAAAAUCCGAAAGCUUUUCAACCUUUCAAAAGAAGAUGAUGUUCGACAAUAUGUUGUCAGAAGACCUUUACCCGAAAGAGCAGGAAAGAAACCUCGAACGGCUGCACCCAAGAUUCAAAGAUUAAUCACCCCACAAAGACUUCAACGAAAGCGUAGAUUGAUCGCUCUUAAGAGAAACAGAGCUAACAAACAACGUGAGCUCGCUGCUGAUUAUGCUAAAUUAUUAGCUGCUCGACAAAAGGAAGCACGUCACAAGAAACAAGAAGAAAUCCGACGACGUCGUUCAUCUGCAUCCUCUGGAGUCUCAUCAAGACAACAAUCUGUCAGUCAACCAGCUCCAACUAAAGGAGCCGUCAAAGCUGCAGCCAAGUUGGUCGCUAAAGCUAAAGCUACUGCUGCUAAACCAGUAGUCAAAAAAUUAACUGGUAAAGUUGCCGCUCCAGUUAAAGGUGCCGUCAAGCCCGCCGUCUCUAAGGUCGCUCCAAAGGGUAAAGCAGCACCAGCUAAAGCUGCUCCAGCAAAGGGAGCCAAACCAGGAGCUAAACCCACUGGUAAAACAGCACCCAAAUCGUCAGCCAAGGAUGUUAAAUCCAAGACAACAACUGGUAAAUCAGCUACUCAAGCAAAACCUGGAUCAAAAGCAGCACCAAAAACUGCUACUAAGACCGCAACCAAACCUGGUGCCAAACCAGCAGCAAAACCAGGAGCUAAGCCCACAGGUAAACAACCCGCUAAAUCAGCAACUGGCAAAACCCAAAAAUCAGUGACUAAGACAACAGGUAAACCUACUGGUUCUAAAACCGCAACUAAGCCAGUAGCGAAAUCAUUAUCUAAGCCAGCAACAGGAAAAGCUCCAACAUCCUCCAAACCAUCGAAACCCGCUGGCAAAGCUCCGGUUCAAGCUAAACCAGCUUCAAAACCAGCACCAAAACCAACCGCCACAAAAUCAGCGCCAGCUAAAGGAGCAAGCGGUGGAAAAGCUGCCGUUGCCAAAGCAGCCGAAGCAAGGAAAACAAAACCAUCUAAACCAUCAAAAUAGAUAAACAAAAUCUUAGAUAAUCAAUUGAUAUAAAAUAAAGGGAAACUGUUUUUUUGUCCAUCA